Molecule: messenger RNA, 1422 nt
Organism: Umbelopsis ramanniana AG
Lineage: Eukaryota; Fungi; Mucoromycota; Umbelopsidomycetes; Umbelopsidales; Umbelopsidaceae
Exons: 5
Coding region: 459-1322 (287 amino acids)
Biological process (GO): sphingolipid biosynthetic process; fatty acid elongation, monounsaturated fatty acid; fatty acid elongation, polyunsaturated fatty acid
Cellular component (GO): endoplasmic reticulum membrane
Molecular function (GO): fatty acid elongase activity
Source: RefSeq, a predicted model, not a curated record
UCCAGGUUUUUCUUUUUGGCACCGUUAUUUCUCGCUAUUGUUGCGUUAUGGCUGGUAAUGAUGAGCUGUAUUUUUCAUUGUUAGUUUUUUUGUCUUGUUUACAUCCCCAUGCUCUUUGAUCCCCUCUUCGCUGCGUGAAAAGUAGCCCAUGCUAGCUUACCGCCACAAAAAAUACUUGUCAAAAACUGAUUCGCCUUUCAACCGACUUUACCUUUUUGCAGGUAUCCAUCGUGUAUUAUGUAGUUUCACUUUCAUAGAGUAAGCUUGUCAUCAGAAUGCAAAGUAACAAAACUUGCAUCAAUGGAGGUCGUUGCCGACUUGUAACACCGAAAAUCCCAAUUCCACCACUCUUCCUUGUGAAAAUUUGUGUCACCUUGGUAACUGUAUCGCCAUUUCAAUAAGAUCUUCAAACUUUUUAUUCUGCUCGUGCCUCCUGGCUUCAUCUGUUUCUUUUCAACAUGUCUCUAGAUCGUCCUUUUGGUAUAUACUUGCACAGCUACUUUGAUACAGCCUACCAAGCUGUUACUGGAAAACAAGCAAGCAGCUUCCGUUAUAUUCAAGGACAAACCCCACUGUCAGAAAAUAGCACAGUUUUCUGGACCUGCAUUGGAUACUAUUUCCUGAUUUUUACUACUCAAUUCUUGUUCAAGCGUUUGGAUAUUCCUGCUCUCCGCUUGAAGGGGUUAUUCAUCUUCCACAAUCUUCUUCUUACUGCUGUCUCUGGUGGCCUGUUGCUGUUGUUCAUAGAGCAACUGGUUCCUAUUGUUGCCAGACAUGGACUCUUUUACGCCGUCUGUAACCACGACGCUUGGACUCAAGAAUUGGAACAUUUGUAUUACCUCAAUUAUCUCGUCAAGUACUGGGAAUUGAUAGACACCAUGUUCUUGGCUGUGAAGAGAAAGAAUAUCGGAUUUUUGCAUUGGUACCAUCAUAGCAUGACCAUGGUGUUGUGUUUCACUCAGCUGAAUGGCAGAACUAGUGUGUCUUGGGUGCCCAUUGUCCUUAACCUCAUGGUUCACGUCCUGAUGUAUUACUAUUACGCUUGCACUGCUGCUGGAUACCGCAUUUGGUGGAAGAAGUAUCUUACUACCCUGCAAAUUACUCAAUUCGUGAUUGACUUGUUUGUCAUUUACUUCUGUUCUUACAACUACUUCACCUCUACAUUCUGGCCAUUCAUGCCUUAUUACGAUAACUGCGCUGGAGAAGAGAUUGCUGCCUCGUUUGGAACCUUCUUGCUUACCAGCUACCUCUUCCUGUUCAUCAGUUUCUAUCGCAAGACCUACAAGCCUAAAAUGCCUGAAGAAAAGCCUAAAGCCGCAUAAACUAAUCUACAUCCUCUCAUCAUCUCUUUUACGUACUUGAAAGUAGUAAUAUUACACUUAAUAAACCAUCAAUAAUGUAAUAGGUCUCACAUUAUGUAUG